UUUAAUAUGUUUUCAUUUCUUGUAGGAUUUCCCCCCUCAUUCCUGUCCCCCGCGUCCCUUAGCUUUUCUGUCUCGGACCCCGGCAUCUACACAAGGCUUCCAUAUCCUCCUAUGGGGAAGAGGCAAAAAGCAGAGCAACUGAAUGGGUUAAUGGAAAAAGGAGAAGGUGAGAUGCUAAAGUGAACAGUAUUCUAGAAAGAAAGAAAGGAUGAAGAAAGAGGUGGGGUGAUAAGGGACUGUGUGCACGUGGGUAUACAGGGGAAUAGAGGGACAGUAAUGGGGCAAUUCAGGAAGAGAAGUUCAAUAAUUGUAUCCAAUGCUUUACAUUAAAGUUUCAUGGGAUUCCAAGAGAACUAUAUCAUAUUUGCUGUCCUGCCAACCGUUUAGUUCCUUACCGAAAUUCCAACAGAUAUUUUGCUACAGAUGUGGCAAACUGUGAAUUAUUGCUUCAUAUAGUUUUACAGUUACUUAUAUAGCUUUAUGCUGCAUUUGCUUCCUGUAUCAUCUGUUCUAAAUACUGUGACCCUAAGCACCACCUCCUCCUGCUGCACUAUCAAUUAUCAAUCUUAUUAUUGUUAUUAUAAUUCCUCUUUUUACAUUUUAUUUUAUGUUUUUUUUUUUUUUAUUAUUAUUAUUAUUAUUAUAUCCAUCCACAGGAAGUAAUUGUGGGCAAUAUGCUUCUCCAAGUACUUUGUGUGGUAAGAGAUUUAUUUUAUUUUUCUAGAAAAUGCAUUUCUUUACAUGUGCUAUGGGAGGAGGAGUGUUGUGGAAAUAAGUUAUCUCAGUGAUGGAACUGAUAUAGAGAGAACCAAUUUUUGGGGUAGGGGUGGAUCUACCAUUUGUCCACAAUGCUUUUACAGCUGUGGUUCUACCAUUUGUCCAUCUUUGCAGGUUUGUUUUAAAUAUGUUUAUUAGAGUCGCAAAAAAGCGUAGGCAGACAUUUUACGAAUUGGUAAAAAUAACAUAUGGUUGCCUGCGCAGAGGCAUAUAAGUCAGAAUAAACAACCAAUAAAGUAAAUUGGAUGUACUUAGACUUUGCGAGAUUUGAUAUAUCAAGGGCAUUCGACAGGUACAGUUGCAAGAAAAAGUAUGUGAACCCUUUGGAAUGAUAUGGAUUUCUGCACAAAUUGGUGAUAAAAUGUGAUCUGAUCAUCAUCUAAGUCACAACAAUAGACAAUCACAGUCUGCUUAAACUAAUAACACACAAAGGCAUAUUCUCUGGACCACCCCCAAAUCCAGAGGUCAGAGCCGACUCCGCCGCCUCUGGGGCUCAGUUGUGGGGUUCACCGUUCCGGGUGCCGGGUCAUCUCAACCUGGGUCUCCGCUAUGUGCACGCAGGUUCCCCCUCGUUGCUGUAUUGAUGUGGAGCGUCUGUCAGCCAUUUUAGCUCCAUGUGUGCAUACCUUGUGUGUCUGGCUUGUCCCCUUCUCCAGUUUCUGAAGCUUGGACUCUUGGGCCGGGAUCACCCCCUCGGCCGGGUGGGGGGGGGGGGGAACGGGACCGUGCCAUAUCUCCUGCAUCUCCUCUUGUUGCCUGCUCGUUUAGCAUGCCUCAGGCUUCUGGGGCUCGCCAUGCUCCAAUGGCGUUGCCUGUCGGGUUGGUAUCACGGCUCUGUGCUCCCGGGUGCCUCACCUCCUGAUUGUCCGUCUUUUCGUGGGUGUUUUGGUAGGUUUUAUGCCUGUUUGCGUGUGUUUUGUGUCGCUUGUUGCCGGCCCGGCCCCGCACCCCAUCUUUGCAGGUUUGGAUUUGUUUGCAGUGUCUCUGUGUGUGAAUAUGUUUGUGUAUAAUGCUGUUUGCACACAGAAUCAUUUGUGGGUAGUAUUGGUGUUUGAAUGCAGGAGUAUGCUUGUGGGUAGUGUUAGAAUGCAAGGGUGUGUUUGUAAUGUUAACCGUUUAACGCCGUUAGGGCAUACCAUGCCUCCCUGUAAAAACUGGGGUUUUUACGCAGUUAGGGCGGCAUGGUAUGUCCUAACAAUCUGAAGCCCUCCAGACCAAAUGUACUCACCUUCUGCAAUGAUCCUGGUCGGGGGGACUGCCUGACAACCCAGGCAGUCUCCCUGCAGCCAACCCACCCUUUCCGGGAAAGGUACAUCGAGAUCACAUGGCCAGAAUGGCAGUCUACACAACUACCUGCAGGGUAGUAUAUUUAUAUAUAAUUAUAUAUAUAAUGUGUUUAUAUACACUGAACAAAAUUAUAAACGCAACACUUUUGUUUUUGCCCCCAUUUUUCAUGAGCUGAACUCAAAGAUCUAAGACUUUUUCUAUGUACAGUUUCUCUGAAACUGCUAUGUUUACAGCUGAAGGGUUAACCCUAGAUGGACCUGGCACCCAGACCACUUCAUUGAACUGAAGUGGUCUGGGUGCCUAUAGUGGUCCUUUAAUGACAGCACAUUAACACAGAGAAAAUCAACCAAUCAGAAAAAAGUUAGAUGCAAUAAAGCUCCCCCCCCCACACAUAACUUCCUCUUUCAAGCUGCGACAAAACAGAAUAAGAAACAGAAUAAAACCAUGCAGUGUAGCAUAAGUCCUUGUAGGCAGUAAAGUCAAUGAUGUCAUCCAGCCAAGAGGAAAUUUCAAACGUGGUGGCACGGACAGAUUAUAAACUGAAACGAGAAAAACCAUAGUCGAAUGGGCUGGUUAGAUAAUGAAAUGUACUCUGAAAAAACAUGCAGUCACCCAGUGCGACAAACAGUAUUGCUGUAAUGCACAGAGAUCCCAACCGUUCUAUGUAAGAAACAGUAACAUGAAAAGCAACAGGUAGCAGAAACAACAAGCAGAAUUGCAUACAAACCCGAUUACCCAAAACUUCUGACCAGAGGUCAAACAAGGGAAGGGAUGAAAAAAGUGGGAGGGAAAUAUUUGCCUCCUGUCAUUAAUAAAAUUAAGAUUAUACACUAAAGCUAGCAUAAUAUACAAUUUUAUAACACGACAGGAGGGUUCAUAUUUGCUGUUUUAACGCUCAGUCAACAAAGCAAACAAUGCUUGUUCUGUUGGUAAUAAUCCCGGGAGGCCAAUAGAUUCGUCCUGAAUGGAUCCUUUGACAGCGAGAUGUGACGGAAAUGCGAUCGACAGAGAUGCCAGUUGUUGUUGUUCCUCCAAUCCUGGGAAAAAGUCAAUCUGCCGCAGGAUUCACUGUACCUGGUAACAUGUGACCGGGCUCCGCCAAGGCGGUCAAUGUAAUGCAAUGCCAAUAUAGUGUCCAUUCUCAGGAGGAUGCAACAGUCUGAUAAAUUAUCGGUGUAACAACUUGAGAUUGCGAGUGGUAUCAUCUGAAAAUAGGUCUACUCCGCAGGCUAGUGUGCGAGGGGAAUCUGGUCGCACCAUAGAAUUGUCUGGCUAACCAUGCAAAUUGUGGAAUAUUUAUGACUGUGGGCGACGAAGCACCCCCGAGGGCGCAUCUAUCCUGAACCCCGGAACUUCACCACCUGGGACAGGGUGCGGGUCGACUUUCCUUGGAAGACUGUGAAGCCCAGGUAUACGAACAAGGGGUCAUAAAGUGAGGUUGAGAUCAGUCCAGGGCAUCCUUGCUGGAGAGUAAUAAGGAAUCCGGCUAUGAGGUAAUGGAAACCUUUGUAAACGAAAAUGAGCCGUCACUGGUCUUAGCAGUUGGUGAAUCACCAAGAGCCCUCACUUAGAUUGGAGAAUAGAUAGGUUGACCUGGCCAGGCCGGUCAUUCCCCAGGAAACACAGCAAAUGUUGGUACAUGGAACAGAAAACUACUGAUUCCGGAGGUUAAAGACAGCGUGUAAACUCACCCGACUUCGUACGAAUAAAAAGGCUGGAUCCGUAGAAACCCCUGGAGUCAGAUGGGAAGCUGACACGAUCUUUAGUCGACCAGGGUCUGGAGUUUAACGUCUACAAGCACCUGGUGGUCCGCCGUCCAGACCUGGUUCGUUGGGAAUGGUGUGCGUGUAGUGAUGGAAUGGAAUAGUUCAAAAUGGCUGUAGUAAUGACCACGUUGUCGUUCAGCCCUGCCGGAAAAACCGAGAUGGAAUCUGAUUUAAAUGCUCGGCACACUGAAGAGUGGGCUUUAUUGAGUGAGGUGUGUAAGUACAUGUGUUUGUGAAUUCUUUAAUAAUGUUUCUCCAAAGCCUAGGUCCUAGGCCAAGGGACCCCGUUCAUAAUUCAGGGACUGCAAUCCCGGCAUAUAUAUGAAGGAACGCCACCCACCUUUGUUCAGUGCAUAUUGGUAUCUAGCGUUGUCUAGUAGGCCUAUAGGAGGAAAAGCUCAGUCUUAAUAAACACGGUUCCAGAGGGCAGCUUUGCAUACGGGCUUCACCUGCUAGAAGCGGGAAAUUCGCCUGGCUUUCGAGAAUGUCGAAUAACUUGAUUUGAGCCAGUCUCAGGCUGCGAUCAAUACCCCUGCAAGGGUCAGGUCCCUAUGUCGCACUUUGGGUUCAUUGUGACCUUAUCAGGAAGAGAUGGUCUGGGCAUUCUGUCCGAAUCUUGCAAUUCCUGGUCUAGGGAUCUACGAGUCCAGUAAUGUACAUACUGGGCCAAAUGAUCCGGAGCCAGCUUUCGGGUGACUAAGGGUGACGAAUAGAAUGCGGGUCGAAGAGAGGUUUUUUCCCCAUCGAAUCCAAGCAGAUGUCACCGUUUGGACCUGACGUAGGUGGUUGCGCAGGAGAAAUCAAGGGAAGCUUUCAUGAAUGAUUCGGGUACAAACAGAGAGUCCUCCACCUCCAAGCCUGGUCAUCUAUCCUCAUCCUCAGAGGUUUAGCGUUCAUCCUGCCAUUUAUCCCAAAUAGAUACUGGGUAGGAACUGUAGAGCUGACCAGAGACUGUGGUCUUUUCACGCGCUUGGUGCAUGUCAUGCACUUUCCGACAUGGAGUAGUGGGUCUUCCCCUGUAGUGCUUGUGGGAUUGUGUAUGUCUGUAUUUGGAGGCAUCCGAUAGGAGAAAAUGCCUGAGGGGUUGUCCAUAUUGGCGUAAAUAAAAGCCUUGCGUGAUAGUCUGCUCAAUGCCAUGCAGAUUAUAAAAUAAUAUAUAUAACUGGGGCUCACCCAGUAAUAAUAAAAUCUCCAGGAGCAUAUUCAGUAGGGAGGUACAUUGGCACAGACAAAACAGGCCACUCAUAGGGCUGUAACAAUGACAGCCAGCUCAAAUAGCCAAUAUCAGGCAAGGUAAGGUACCAGGAUCUGUAAUAAUAUGAUGGGGGCUCACCCCCAGUAAUAUGGUAUAUAAAAUAGGCCAGUAAUAGUAGCAGACAGCAUGCGCUAGAGUAAAGGAUAUACAUAUCUUUAGUAACUGGGGCUCACCCAGUAAUAAUACAACCUCCACGAGGAUAUCCAGUAGGGAGGUACAGUGGCACAGACAAAGCAGGACAAUCAUAGGGCUGUAACAGUGACAGCCAGAUGAAAUAGCCAAUACCAGGCAAUGUAAAGUACCAGAAUGUGUAAUAAUAUGAUGGGGGGGCUCACCCCCAGUAAUAUAGUAUAGAAAAAUAGGCCAGUAAUAGUAGCAGACAGCAUGCGCUAGGGUAAAUAAUAUACAUAUCCCCAAUAACUGUGGCUCACCCAGUAAUAAUAAAACCUCCAGGAGAAUAUCCAGUAGGGAGGUAAAGUGGCACAGACAAAGCAGGCCAAUCAUAGGAGCUGUAACAGUGCCAGUCAGAUCCAAUAGCCAAAACCAGGUAAGGCAUAUCAAGAUAUGUAAUAAUAUGAUGGGGGGGUCACCCCCGGUAAAAUAGAAUAUAGGCCCGUAUAGUAGCAGACAGCAUCCGCUAGGGUAAAUUAUAUACAUAUCUGUAAUAACUGGGGCUCACCCAGUAAUAUUUGUCCAGAAUACAUUUCAGUAAUAGUAGUAGAUAGCAUAAGCUAGGGCACUCUUAGAAAUCAGGGGGCUCCCUCCAGAAGUCCAUAUAUAAUAAUAAAAAUAAUAAAAUAUAAUGAGAUGAGUUGUAAUAUGUAAUGUAGGGGCUCGCCCCCAACUCCCCAGUUGAUAUGAGGCAGUCUUCAUGAGAGGGGCUCACCCUCCAGUAUUAUGUACUGUGAUAAACUGUAACAAAACAAAUAACCUGUCAGGAAGCAGAAAACUACCCGUAUUGGUCUGUAAAUGGGAGGGGGCUCACCGUACAAUAAAGAAAUCGGUAAUAUAUACUUUAAUAGAUUGUAGUCAAAACAGAGAACUGACAGGAGGCAGAAUAAAUAUCAAUACUGCUCACUCUCUAAUAAUGAAAUUAGUAUCCAUAUCAGUGUAGGGCUGAGAGAAUGAAAGGGGCUCACCCUCUACUAAUGAAAAAUCUGAAUCAUGUAUUGACAUAAACUGUAGGGUAAACAGAUAAACUGAUAUGAAGCAGUCUAACUAUCAGCAUUGGGCUGAGCUUUGAUGGGGGCUCUCCCUCUAAUAAUGAAGCCGGUAUCGUGUACUGACCUAAGAUGUAAGGUAAACAAAAAAACUGACCGGCGUCGGUAUGAAAACAGGAUAGGGUUGUAUUUAUGAGAGGGUCACCCUCUAAUAGAGAAGCAGUAUCACGAGUCGAAUAAACUCGUAGUCUAAGAACAGAAAAAACAAUGGCUGCCGGGAUCUCGCGCCAGUGCGCGUGAUCCAAGAUGGCAGCCGGCUUCCUGAGGAAAAUGCUGGAGACGUUCUCCGCGGUCGUCGAGAACCCGGGAAAUCGGAGGAGGCCAGAGGUGAGGCCUCUCGAAGUCCCGAGCAGGGGAAAACAAGGUUCCAAAACAAAGCAUCAAAGAAACAAAAUAAUACAGAAAAGCAAAAUACGGCUGAAAUAAAGUUAAGUAUGUAGACAUGAGAGGGAAAAGUAUAAUGAAAGGAAAGAAUUAAAUAAAUAACAAGUUAAGGCAGACAGAAAAUUAUAACUAAAUAUACAUAAAUAUAGAUGAUGAAAACAAAAAGAAAUAUAAUAUGCAUAGUGACAGGAGUAAAAAGUCACCGUGUAUAUAGUGUAAAAUUUUUAUUUAGUACAGUGUACCCCUGCAGGGGUAGUAAUGAGAGGGUUAAACCAAGGAAUAACGGAGGCAGUGAAUCCAUAGACAGCUGCCUAAUGAACAGCACAGCACUCCUCUACAGUAAGUCCCCUGCAGCACCAGGGGUAGGAGGGAGAAAAAGAGGGUAAACAAGAAUAGAAAUAGUGACCAGAAAGUGCAUAAGAAUUAUAGGCAACUAUCGGCAAACUAUGCCAAUAAGUAUUAAUCAAUAAAAGUACAAGAGAUCAGUAAUAUAAAAUCCCACAGCAACUCACUAAAAGCAGGAGGCAGUGGUACUCUGACCUGUACUUAUGUGGAACAGCAAAGAAAGAGGAGGUUAUGUGUGGGGAGGGGAGUUUUAUUGUAUCUACCUUUUUUCUGAUUGGUUGUUUCUCUCUAUGUUAAUGUGCUGCUGUGGAGUUCUAGUAAAGGGAGACUUAAGCAAAUAUGAAGCCUCCUGUCAUGUUAUAAAAUUCCCAAUGAGACAUUGCAGUCAGAGGAGAAUAGACCAAGAACAGUGAUAGUGAUAAGGAUAAAAUUUAAAACAAACUGGAAGAAGUGUAUGAGACGGAGAAGCGAAAAAAAAACACGAUACGAAAUCAGACAAAGUAGGAAAGAUCAGGAGUAAGGGAAUAUUUAUGUUUUUGAUGUGCUGUGUGUACUUGAUAUGCAUUAGGAUUGGUGAACAUUAUAUAUAUGUUGGAUAGUUGUGUGUGUAGUUAAACUAUAAUUAUCCGUAUGCAAACAUUUUAUAUAUAAUAAUGCUACUUGAACGGUAAAUUGUAUGUCGUUUAAAGAUGAAUAAAGAAUAUAAAUAACAAAUAAAUAAAUGAAAGUGACACACAUUGAAGAGAAAAAAAAAGACUUGCAGAGAGGUAAACUGCAAAUAUAUGAGAGGUGGUAAAAAUAAACCAGUGAUAGGGAGGUUGAACGCAUAUGUAGGUACACAGUUUCAUCAAUUUCAGCAGAAAUGAUUGCUGCAAUCCAUUCAUUAGGCUACAGGAUUCCGGUGUAUAUCAUAUCAGACAGUCAACAUUCUAAUGACAUGAUCCAACAGUAAAUAGACAGUUAAAAGCAUUUUGUUCUUUUCAUUCUGCUAGAAAAGUAGCAGUCUCUUCCUGAACUAAAUUGCUCUUGUGUUUUUUUAGGGCCCAUAAAGAGGAUAAUAAUAGCUCUUAAGUUUCCUUCCCUCUGAGAUAAAGCUUUUCUGAUGUAUGUGAUUACUUUGUUGAGAUAUCAUUGAAUUACAGACUUUUAGUACCUUACAAUGGGACUGUCAUUUGUUCAAUUUUGGAGCAACCCAUUAGCUAACAGAAAGAUAAAGGUCACAGGCAAAAACACGGCGUUAUGGAAAUACCCCAGUGGACAUAUGUUCCUUGCAGAUGUCCAUGCAGGAACCAUAAAAUUAGCAGUAUGCUAAAGUGCUGCAGAGUGUAUGUUAAAAGGGACAUUUUGUGGCCUGGGUGCACUGUCACUUUUGCACAGCCACUAGGGGCACUUCCUGAAUUGAAACAGACCUUUAGUCCGGUAACUGACGCUGGAAUUGCUCACGCUCUGUAUGAGGACCUCCAGGGUCAGAUUUUUCCCCAUUGGAAAGCAUUGAAUCAAUGCUUUCUAUUGGUAGGUCUAAUGCGAUUGCAGCAUGCGCAUUAGACCUUGCUCGUCACAGGACUGAAAAGGGGGCAGAGCGUCGCCCCAGCUCUGAGGGACAUCAGCGCUGGGAAAAGGUAAGGGUUUUAAACCUUUAUUUUCUAGGGAGGGGGGAGGCAGGGGGAGCGGUAGUACCAGGAAUACAGCAUUGUAUUCCUGGCACUACAGUAUCCCUUUAAUCUACUUCUUAUCCAUCACCCCAGUAUACUCAUCAGUAGCAUUUAUUGGAGUAAAGGAUGGUUUCACUUUUAGAGACAUUUACCCUUUAAGUAGAAACCAAACUCAGUGGUUGGCCCACCUAUUAAAAAGUAGACUAGUAAUAUGAUAAAAUGCAAUUUAUUAUAUAACAAUUUUUUUCAUAACUAUAAGAAUGUGGUGAAUUAGUCACGUGAACUAAGGGUAUGAAAAUUGUGAUAUAAUUCUAAAAUAGCUGACUCCACAGUGAAAAACUCACAGAUCUGUAAUGUUAUUACAGCUAAUAUUGCGAUAACUUGGUUAGAUAACAUUAAAUUCAUCUGUGCGUCUUAUUGCUUUUAAUUGUUUUUUUAAAGGAAUUUUUAAUAGAGUUUGGCAAGUAAACUAUUUUCCAGUAAUAUUAAAGGUAUACAUCAGGAUAUGUUGCGACAAUUGCACACUUUGUGAUGGCUGAUGUACCCAGUGUUUGGUAUUUUAUGUCCUUAUAACUACAGGUAUAAAUGGUAACAAUGCUGUAGUUACAAAUGAUAAUAUGGUAACAAAAUAAGAAUAAAUUAGGUGGAGCAUCUUUAAUGAGCUUAUGUGUCAUCCACUCCAAAAUUAUUUAUCAAAGUAACGGGAAAGGUGUCCAUAGACUCAUGGCACCAUAAAUACUACAAUGAGCAACAAUAAAGUGGAUAUGUCACAUAGAACAGUGUUUUCCAAACCAGUGUUCAAGGUAGGUCAUAAAUUCCUGAUUUAGACAUUUUUCCUGUUCUGUGCCAAUGGAGAUAUGGGUAAAACCUAGACAGCUGAUGUACUUUGAAGACUGGGUUGAAAACUACUGGAAUAAAGUAGGGAUAUAACAGUUAUUAUUAUCAUUAUUGGCAUUUAUAUAGCGCUAACUUAUUCCACAGUGCUUUACUACAUUACAAAAGGGGGAAAUUUAACAAUACAUAAGACAGUUACAAAAUGUUAUAGGAACAAUAAGUUGAUGAGGACCCUGCUCAAAAAUAUUGCUCCAUUUUGGCAAAAGGUAGCAUUGGCCGUUAAGGGGAUAAACCACAUGGCUAGUCAUAAUUUGUUAAUAUACAUUUAUUAAAUAUAAUAUUAUUAUAAACAAAUUAUAUGUGUUAAUAAAGUACAAUAUAGGGCAAGCUCAACGGAUAAAUGUUUAUCUAAUCUAUUUUCUAUAUAAAUAAUCUGAGACCUCCAGGUAAUUACUGUCUUCUCAAAUAUUUGCUGCAUUCUUCUGAAGCUUAAGGGGACAUUAAACGCUACAAAUAUUUUUCAAAAUGCAUUUUUUUUUUUUUAUUAAUGCCCAUAAGCAUCAAAAGAAAACAAGCGUACUGCAUUGGGAACAAAUCAAUUUGUGUUUCCAAUGAUAUUGUAGGGUAUAGAGUAACCCAGUGUCUCAAUUAAAUGCUGCUCUGAACUCGCAAUUCUUUUCUUUUCCCAGUGAAACAAUGUUUAGCAUUAUUGCCCCAUUCAAAGAAACAACAAAAGGAUUUAAAAAAAAAAACCUUUAAAUGGAAUCAGACCGUUUAAGAACAGUUUGAUAUAAACUGAGAGUCUUCCAUCUCACCACAGGGGAGCACUAACAAGUCACAGCCCACCCCCCAGGCAAUUGGAGAUCAAUGGUUCCCAUCCUGGUGCAAGGAUUUUUCACUAAACAGACAAAGUUUCCUUCCUCUGCUUCACACACUUCAGCCCAGUUCUUUCACACAGAUGUCAUGAGCAUGCUGUCUAGCACCCAGAACCCCCCAAAUAUGGCCAGGUUCUCUAUUAAUUGAAUUGCUCAAUAAAACACUUUUUCUGGAUGGUAUAACUGUUGCUGUCUGCUCCGCUCCCCCAUUAAAAAAAAGAAUCAGGCAAAUGUAAUUGCACACUUGCACUGCGUUUGCUGGUGGGCUAGUAAAGAGUGUUGUGCAUGUACCUCUCGUGUUGUAUGCAUUUGGAGGCUGCUUGUUUGUUUAUAGUGGGGGCUGUUUCUGGUGUAGUGUGUGCAAAGUUGUCUGUUUGUGGGGUGCUGUGUGUGACUAGGGGCUGUAGCAUGUGUGUGCAUGUCUAAGGGCUGUAGAGAUUAUGUGUGUUUGUCUAGGUCUGUAAAGUGUGUAUGUGUGUGUGUUGGUAGGAGAUGUAGAAUAUGGGUAUCCAGGGACUGGAGAGUGUGUUUGUGUGGUGUGAGUGCAAUCCAGAUAGGUUUGCAAAAAGGUUAACUCUUUAAAGACUGAUCUGUUUAUUUAUAUUUCAAUCUGACUCAUCCAAAGUAAAAUCAUUCAAUAUUGAAGAGUGAGCUCUGAGCUUUGAACAAAGACUUAAAUAUCCACAAAAUAUGCAAAAUUACCAGUAAUAUUCAUUACCCUAAUUGGUUCUAAAUGUCAGCAUAAGGGAUGGUCCUAGAUAACAAAAAAAUCACCCAGUUACCAAAUAAAACAGUGAAAAUCAGCUGAAAACAGUCAAAACAAGGCUAGAACAUGGCAUGGUCCUAAAGGCUGGAGGCAGGCCAGGGAGCAAGGUAAGAGGAGCAAGAAUGUUACAGCAGCCACACUGGACCCCAGGGAAAGGAUCCACUGCAGCUCUCCCAAAGAUGGGGAAGCCGGGUGGACGUAAAUUAAAAGAAAACAAAUAAUAAUAAUUUGAACGGAUGCAUCUGUCAGUGGGUGUGGGUGUGUUUCUGUAUGUCAGUGAGUGUUUCUGUUUAGGUGACUAGCCCUCCUCUGAUUGCAUGGGGAAAGUGUUUUUACUCACAUUAUUUCUAUUGGCUGAGAUGAUCAAGAUUGAUGAUCUCAGCCAAUCCAAUGCUUUCCCAUAGGCUAUUACACAUGUGCUGCAAAAUUCUGUGCUGCGCCAUUAAGUUUCUCCUCAUAGAGAUGCAUUGAAUUAAUUCAUCUUUAUGUGCAGCAUUCAGCACAGCACCUGAAGACGCUGAAUGUAUGUGCUGCACACUUUAGUGAAAAAGGCAGUGUUUACAUUGAAAACCUGCAUGGACAGGAUAUAGUCACCAGAACCAGUUCAUUAAGCUGUAGUAGUUCUGGUGACCAUAGUGUCUCUUUUAAGAAUUUUAUUUUUAUCGUUAAAAAUAAAGCUUUGUUGGUUUAAAAAACAAACUGGCUCCUAACUUUUUUAGCUGGCUCCUAGAUUCAAAGCGAAUUUGUCAAGCCCUGCUAUAAGAGCAUUUUAGGAGAUGUAACAGACAACAUUUAGAGUUCCAAAGGCUGCCUAACCCUCGUAUAGAGUGUGUAGUGUAUAUGUGUGUAUUGGAGGUGCAUUUUGUAUACAGGGGUUGCACUAUGUAUUUAAAGAUAUUCACUCCCCUCGUCCACUUGUUACUUUGAAGGAAUGGGGAACAUUCUGAUCCCUGGUGGUCCUGUGGAGCUGACUAUUUGGUCUGCAACUCUACUGGGUACGCACCUCCACAUGAAUAACUUUCUCGAUAAUUCCAGCAUAUAUAGCAGUAUCAUAAUGUUAGCAGAGGUCAGAAUACAGCUACCCUGGUGGUGGUGCAGACCAGAGACUGCCAUACUCCAUUCCCCAACAUAAGAGUUGGAAAAAAGUUAUAUACCUGUGCAAUAUUAUAUUUAAAACGUAACACUAGCAGUGCUAUAGUUAUGUGCUGUAUUAUUUAGUGCAAAUUCACAAACAAAUUUUUAAAUCUGCAGCAACCAUUAAAAUCCUGUGAUGUAAAAGACCAACAAUAUAUAUCCAAGUGGUGGCAAGAAUUAUAAAGUAUACAUUCCCUAUAAAUUUUGUCAGUACACUUUAUGCUUUAUUGUUAGAUCCAUCCUGGCUAAGCAGACAAUAGUAAAAUAUUUUUAUUAUACUUAUUGUAAUUUUCUACUUUCCUGGAUAACCAUGAAAUCAUCACUUAUGGGUAAUUCCCAAGACAAAUCAGAAGGGAGGGACACACACACUCACUGCUCAAUUAUUUAUUAGAAGUUACAACCAUGAGAAUGACUUUCCCAAAAGAACUUGCCACGUCCAAUUUAUAAUGACUGAUAUAAGUCAAAGGAGAAGGCCAGGUAGUUGCCGUACAGUACAAACCUACUCCAGUGGAACCUCCGUAGCUGAAGCCCAGGAUGCAGCCAUCCCUCUGGUAGAGUAACUUUUCCUUGAGGAGUGUAGGACUUUGAGAUGGCAAGAUAAAUCCAGUGUGUUAAGGUAGGUUUGGAAACUACUUCACCCUUCAUAGAGCUCACAGGAAUAACAAACAGCUUAGAAGGUUUAUGAUAGACUUUAAAUCAUUCUAAAUAAAUUUGGAGACACCUUCUAACAUUGUGUUUCCUCUUCAGGGGAAGUAGGGGAGGCAAAAAAUGAAGGAAGACAAAAAUCUCGAAGGAUGUAAAAACAAGAUACAACCAUGGGCAGACAUUCUGGUUCAGGACAAAGAAUGGCUUUGUCUUUAUGUUAGAAUGGGUAAGGUUCCUCACAUGACAAAGUGUGUGUUGUAUAAGCAAUGGUUUCCAAAAAUACAAAAAACAGUCUUCAAAGUUAAGAAUAACUCCUGGAUCUCUUGAAGGGGUUCAAAAGGGGCUUUAGUAAGAGCUGUUAGGACCAACGGCAAGUCCCAAGGUUUAAAUAGUUGUUUUACAUAGGUUGAAUAUAAAGUACUGCCCUUAGCUAUAACUGGAUCCAAGGUCUAACGUAGACAAUAUCCCAGUUUAACCAUAACUGGAGGAAACUGAAACAGCUAACAUAUUAAUUGACUGUUGCUAUUUUAUUGUUGCAAAAGCUCUACUGAUACAAGUGUAUUUAUCUAGAGACAACAUUAUCCUAUUUGGAUCAGUCACAUUUAUUGUCAUUUUCAUUUGUAUGUUUGUCUAUAGAUUUCACUAUAUCACCAUACUACUUUUUCAAUAAGUUUUAACCAUUUAAUGCUAGGAAGCUACAUGUUGUUUUCUCUAUUUUGCGGUACAAACAGUAAAUAUUUAAAGGUAUAUACCACUUACUACUCCUGGAUUCAUAUUAGAUUUUUUCUAAUAUUUUUCUUUUAUUUGCACCAUUAGGGAUUUUUAGUGGAGUCCCUUUUUUUUUUCCAGUUGAGUGGUUCAUUCAAGCAAUACUAUAUACUCUAUUACUGAGAUUUAUUACAAAUCUCAACCCUUAACUUCAAGCAAUGUAAACACUGGCUUUUCUCCGAAAUUGAGAAGCCUAAAGGGACAGACUAUAGACACGAGAACCACUACAUUAAGCUGUAGUGGUUCUGGAGACUAUAGUGUCCAUUUAAGAAUCGUAUUUUUGUCGCUGAAAACUAAGCUUUGUUAGUUGAAUAAUCCAGGCUCUUUUUCAGUGGCUCCUAGAUUUCACGAAAAUUUGCCAAGCUCUGUAUUAAUGGAAUUUUGAAUGGCAGAUCAUAAUUCUGAAAUAUCCACUCACAAUUUAUAUAUUUCUUGGGAAUGGAAGGUCUGGAAAAGGGUGGCGGCAAAGUGACAAUGUUUUGAGCUAUGGCCUACAGCAUUCUUCUAUGAAUUAAAAUGGCAAGAUGUGUGUUAGGUUGUUUUUUGGCACAGUACGAGACAGCAGGCAGGAUUUGGACAGGAGCUUUGUCAGCUCAGCACCAUGCAGAUGUAUGCCUCCAAUCUCAUCACCACAUCCUGAAAUGUCCCACUGGAAUAUUCCUGACAGAAUGCAUUACCUUGGGAUGAAAAUGCUACCGGAUUAUGAAGGUGUUAUGCAAGUGACCACAGUGUGAGAUUAGAUAGUGCUCAUGGCAUUCAUUACACAAGCAGGUUGCCAUUGCAAUAAAGUUGCACAAUCAGAGUCUGUGUCAUUAAACAUUGCACAGAUCUCUCUCUCCACCAUACUGUGUAGAUCACACUGAUGGAUGUUUGAGGGAUAUAUGAUGUCACAUCUUUAUAUCAUGUCCCAGAACUACUGCAGCCUCUAUCUGUCAGAUCCAUACAUUGCAUGAUCCAUGUAAGUGACACCAUCCACACAGAGAUUAGUGUGAGCUACAAGAGGCCAUUUAUUUGUACCUGCCUCAAGGCUAAAGGUUAACAGCGGUUAAUUCUGGCCUCCAGUCAUGUGUUUCCUAAUGAGGUUACUGUUACAGCAAAAAGUUUGUUGAAAAGAUAUAAUUAAAAAUAUAUAUAUUAUGAGUUGUUUCUACAUGUUUAGAAGAAAACACUGUUAUUUUAUUAUAUUUUCCUAACAUUCCAGGACAUGCAGUAAAUAUUUCAUUACAAAACAUGGGCAAUAUUAUCUUUUUCUGUCCAUACUUCUUUUUGCUUAAUCUCCUCUCUAUCCAUCACCUAUCUCAUGUUUUCUCUUAUAUCUUAGGGUCUCACAUGACUACCCUAUCUCAAAUACUCUUUAAAAAAAAUAUAUUUUAUCCGUGAGAUUCUUAGAAAAAAUAAAUAAAUAUUUAUAUAUAUAUCAUCAUCAAAAAGUUAAGUUUUAUGUAUCACCACAUUUUUCGUUUUGAUUUUCAGUUCUUAGAGGGCUAGAACCCCUCGGUCUGAUGGUAGACCAACAGCGAUCUCUUGGUAAUGUAUGGGAGAUCCAUGUCUACCCAGUCUUAUUUUACAAAAAAAUAAUACCCUGUGGCUUAACGUGAAGCUUAAAAGUUUUGAAUUACAAACUUGGCCUCAUUUAUAUUUUGUAUGUUUAUUAUGUAAGGAAUAAUUGAUGACAGGCCCUUGAAUUAUCAGAAAAAUAAUUCACACCCGAGGUGGUAAUGCGGUCAUGACGCGAAGUGGAGUGGCCAUUACACCUCGGGUGUGCAUUAUUUUUCUGAUAAUUCAACGGCCUGGAGUCAAUUAUUCCGCUUAUGCUACAGUUACCACACCUCGAAACAUUGUUCAGAUGAUGUAUUUCAAGGCGUUUGUCAAGUUUUUGUCAUUAACACGCUCUUGUAUGUAGGACUAAUUUUUUGCUCAACUGCAAUGCGGUCAAGACCUGUCUGGAACUACUUUAGCCGUGCGUCUCCCUGAAAAUAAUGCACACCUUAGAACGUUCGUCAACCAAUCAGAUUGAAGCAUUCAACGGCCUUGUAGUAUAAAUGUAUAUAAUAUUAAUAGGUGUAUUUAACAUUUCACAAGUUACAGCUGGAAGGGAUACAAUGAUUGCAGAGGUUUUGUAGACAUUAGAGAAUGUAAAACAUGUCUUUAUUUGAGGAUACUCCUGCCUUUUAGAGUUUUCAAUCUGAGGGUGCAUUUGAGGUAUACACCCUCAGCAAGGAAUGGAAAGCACACAGGUAUUAUACUUAUAAACUAAUCUGAAGAAAAACAUGGUUUACAUGAUUAAAGAUCUUGCAAACCAAUUAGCAAGGUGAGGCAGCUGGUGAGGCAGAAAGGAUUUAGGAAUGAGAAAGAUACUGUAAGCAGCAUCCAGGCUUUAAAAAAAAAACCAACACUCUAAGAACAAUAACUACUACAGUGUAGUGGUUAUGGUACCAGUAGUGUCCUGGUUCCUCCCUCCCCCAUUUAGAAACUGUUUCACUUCUUACAUCAGGCCCAUUUGAUGCUGCUCCCUGCCUCCUCUCAGACUCCAGGAAAGCCAGAAGCUCCUGCUUGGAGCUUCCGUUAGCUCUUCUGGCUAAGCCUUGUGGUGCAGGGCCAGCUUAUUCACUGAUAGCAUCAACAGAUCACUCUCAGCCGAUAAGUUAAAUUCUGCAUCACCAAGUUGAGUUUAGCUAGAGAGCUUCUGGCACGGAUGGGUGCCUGGUGAAACCCGGGUAAGAAAUCAAACUGUUCUAAAACAGUUUCAUUACGUACUUUGGCUGGGCACCAGGGCACUUCUGAUUGGAGUGUUCUUUUACAGUUUAGGCACCAUAACAACUUUAUCAGAAUUAAGUUUGUUAUUGUGCCAGGAGGUCCCUAACGCUGGCUUACUUUACAGGGUUAAAGCAUUUGAGAACAGUUUAACCCCAAAGUCUUUGUUCAAGUGUCGAAUCUCCAGGCUUCUUUCCGUUUUCUAAAAAUCUCUAAACCGAAAGGCAUCCAGACGGACAGCGAAUGUUAACCCUUCAUAUUUCGGGGGAGACACCUCUAACUGAUAUACCUAUACCUCUCGUGAGUGCAAUUUUGAUGCAGGUUAUAGUGGUUAAAAUUACUUUACACUAUUGCAUAUUUCUCUUCUGUUUAUAGCUGUCUCCCCAUACUACUGGUUAUAUAUAGCAUUUAAAGAAAACUACUGGGAGAUUUCCUGGAGAAGCUAUUUAGACACAAAAAUUACAAGUUAAGUAUUGAUUGGUGAUGUGUGUGACACUAUAUUUGUGUACAUAUGUAUUAAACUAUAGGGCCAGGAAAAAAGAAGGAAGACCUAAUGUGCAUACGCGGCAAUGGCCGCGCUCUCAUUAUAUUUCCCCAAUAGGAAAGCAUGUAAAAUGCUUUGCUAUUGGGCUUACAUGACUCUGCAUAGAUUGCUGUAGUGGUUAUGGUGCCAGGAAUGUCUGGCAUCCGCUCAUUGUAAGGAGGCAAAACAUUUUUUGAGUGGUUUGACUUCUUACCUGGGUUGUGACGGGCCCUGCUCCCUGGCUCCACUACUAUAAACCCUACAAAAUUAUUUUCUGAGAGCGAUCAGGGCUUAGUUCAGGAUAUCAAACAGAAGUUGCUGAUUAGGAAGUAUCAAUGGUAUUAGAGUUGAGGAGUGGUGCUGGGGGGAACCCCAGGUAGGAGAUCAAACUGUAAAAAAAGGGCUUGACUUCUUCUUCUUUUUUUUUUUGUAUGACUCACAACAGCCUUUAAAGGAGGAAGCAGUGAGGGAUUUGAUAGUAAUUUUCACUGACUGCUGCAUGGUGUGUUAAUUCAGUAAGAAAGGUCGAUGCAAGUGAUAUUUAACCAGUGACAGUGCCCUAAGCUGUGUAGUAAUGAAUCAGCACUUCUUUAGUUUCCACAGAUAGCAAGUUCCCAGAUAAGGGCAUCAUUAUUAUUAGGCUUGCUGCUGGUGUGGCUACACUUGCAUAACUGCUCUGUAAUGUUUGUUUGGGUUAACAUGACACAGUCACUAUGACAAUGCUGCCACUAGCAGGAUGGUAUGUGCCAAAUGAGCUUCUAAAUACAGUCUCUCACUAGCUCCUGCCAUGCAUAUUUUGUUUCCACUUCUCUAAAUCUGCCCAGACAACAUCCAGUGUUAAUUCCCCCUUUUCUUCAUUGAGAUCUGCUCAGAACCCUGUAUUCAUCCCCAAGAGUUCCAUGGAAUAUUAUGAUACCUAUGUAACAUUAAUUUGGGUAAUCACAGGCAAAGAAACUACUAGCUGAUCUCUGGAAGUCAUCACCUGCGUGUACCAGCAUAAAAUCCAUGUUGCGACAGUAUCUAGAGAUGCUCUCUCCAAAAAGAAAAUUGGGCGAAAGGUCUCAUGACCUGUUAGUACGUCCAUAUCUGAUGCCAUUCACUCCAUCCCCUGGCAUGGAGUGUUGCUGUGUCACUGUUACCCAGAUCAAGGCAUAAUGCAGGUGAAAGGGGAGGGAUUGGUUGAACACCUGCAGGCGUGUCCUGGGGAGGGUGGAAAAGAGUUUCCACUAAACAGGCAGGUAGAUCGAGAGAGGAAACAGCCAGCAGUAUCUGCCCAGCUCUGUGCCCAGGAGAUGCAACAAAGACAAGGAAACGAAUUAGUAUAACAAUUGGUAAGUACUUGGGAGGGAGAGUGGGUCAGACUGUUACUGAGUGAUUGCACCCCUGACGUUAGGUGAUCAUUAACUGUUUUAGAAGAUUAUCUUUCUGGGAUUAAAUAUGCGAUCUGUACCUAUCAGCAGGUAGCCAGAGACUUGUUAUGACUCUGCCUUGGGGAUUAUUCACUAAACAUCGAGUUGUGAGUGAAUGGAAAACUUUAUCUCCACUAUUUGGUUUUAAAUAGCUACAAAAAUGUCUGUGAUAUCAUUUUUUUUUAAGUGUGAGUAAUAGAACAAUAUUCACAUUUUCUGGCAUAAUGUGUCUGACAACAUACAUCUAUACUUAUGCACACAUACAAACACAUACCUGAUAAUUUCAUGUUAGAUAAUGGGAUCUAUGUCUGUCAAAAUGUGUAUUCCUCAUACAAAGUAUAAAAUUAAAAAAUCAAUAAUCAAUGAAGUGCACCUGAUAAAUUCUGUUUAUUUUUUGCAAUGCUUAUCUGUAACUCCUGAUGAAGCUUAUUUAGAGCUGAAACAUUAGAGGUAGAAUUAACGUAUUUGUUUUUUUGUUGUUGUUAUUGACCCCUUCUUCAUUGGAUUGUGUCUGUUAGUAACAUUUGUUCCGUUCUGUGACAAAUAAAGGAAGGAGGGUUACAAGGAUAACAGAGGAGCAAACAUGGGGGAUUAAGGAAGAAGGAGGGAGAAAACACAAAAGAUUUUGCGACAAAGGAAUUAAGCGGAGGGAGAGAGGAGAAGAAAGGUGUAAAAAGAAGUAUAGCUUGGAGGAAAGACGAGACAGGGGGGAUAUGAUAGAAACAUUUAAAUAUAUAAAGGGAAUCAACACAGUAAAGGAGGAGACUAUAUUUAAAAGAAGAAAAACUACCACAACAAGAGGACAUAGUCUUAAAUUAGAGGGCAAAGGUUUAAAAAUAAUAUCAGGAAGUAUUACUUUACUGAGAGGGUAGUGGAUGCAUGGAAAAGCCUUCCAGCUGAAGUGGUAGAGGUUAACACAGUAGAGGAGUUUAAGCAUGCGUGGGAUAGGCAUAAGGCUAUCCUAACUAUAAGAUAAGACUAGGGACUAAUGAAAGUAUUUAGAAAAUUGGGCAGACUAGAUGGGCCGAAUGGUUCUUAUCUGCCGUCACAUUCUAUGUUUCUAUAAGGCAGUGUUAAAAGAAAUUGUGAGAAAAGGUGAAAGAUUGAGAUAGAAAGAACAAGAGACAAGGACACAAAUAAAGGACAGUAGGGAUCGACCAAUAUUGAUAUUCGGUGACCUUUCAGGCCGAUAACCGAUAACUGUUGCCAAUAUUCUUCCCCGCUCUCUGCCUUUUACCUGUGGCCAGGGAGGGGGGCAUUACACUCCAUGUUGGUAUAGUGGCUUUUUAUUCCCCCUUCCUGCCUUUUACCUGUGGCCAGGGAGGGAUACGCUACACUCCCUGGUGGUCCAGUUUUUUUUUUUAUCCACUCUCCCUGCCCGUAUUAUUAGUUACUUGUGUAGUACUCACAUUGUAGAUGGGCCUAUAAUGAUACCGAUAUUGCCGAUAAUGCCUGCGGCAGCCGGGACCCUGUGCACACUAUCUUUUGUUUCCAUCAGGACCUCUCUCCAUCUCUCAAAAGCCUGGUGUGUUACUCUUGAGAGUAGGAGAGAGGCGCUGAAGAGGCAUGCACAGUUUCCCGGCUGCCGCAGGCAUUAUCGCCAAAUAUCAGUAUCAUUAUAGGCAGUUACCGAUAUUGCUUUAAAUGGUGAAUAUUGCCCGAUAAUAUUGUUCAGAACGGUAAUCGGUCGAUCCCUAAUAUACAGUGCUGGAGUCGCGAUUGUAGCUGUAUUAGUCCAGUGAUUCAGAUGAAAAUUAACAGUUGAAAUUAGUAUCUCAUAAUACCCUUUGUAUUUGGGAAUGACUAUAUUUUUUUGAGAGAUCCUCAAUUUCUCAAGCACGUCUGAGCAAAAACAACACACAGAACUAAAGGUUAAGUUGUGGUACAGGGCGUAAAGCCUCAUGAGUUCAGAUAACACAGGUCUGAUAGAAAAAACAAACAACCCCCCUUACCUCUCCCCCCCCCCAAAAAAAAAUACAUUUUUGAAGGGUGAGAGUUUAAAAAAAAAAUACACAGAGUAAGAAUGCAUGUACUCACAUUAAAGAAUCCAGAAUAUGCAUGAAGGUAUAUGUAAAACCAGCACAUACAUAUACAAAUAAACAAACAAACAUAUAUUCAUACCUACAUACAUAUACAUAUGCACGCAUACAUUCAUACAUAUAAAUACACUCAUAUACACACACACACACAUAUAUAUAUAUAUAUACACACGCACAUUUGGGCAUACACCCAUACAUAAACACCUAUACAUAUACAUUGCAGAGAGAUAAUUGUGGGACAAAACAUUAAAAAUAUUAUUUUGUGAAAAUAUUCAAUAAUAUGAAUAAAUUCAUAAUUUUAGUAAAAUUUAAAAAUCUUAAUUAUUAAUAAUAUGGAUAUUAAUGUGGCAAUAUUGGUUAUAGAAACAUGCAUACAAUUUUUAUUUAAAGAGAUACCUUCUUUUAUGUCUCUGACCCUAAAUUCUUGUAGUUCUAUCUAAUUUUUAAUUCAAUACUAUAUAACAUUCAAUACUAUAUGAUUUAAAAUAUAAUUUAUUGUGACAACAACAAUCUAUACGAUAGUAACAUAAUCAAUGAUCAAACAAUACUUAACAAAGAAAAUUGCUUCAAGGAUGUUAGAAUAUAAUUUCCAGAGUAGAAAAUGAAAUUUGGAUAAUGAGAAAUUUAGUUACUGGCUCAAAGAAUGUAUCACCAACCAAUGCAACAACUCAACAUAACAUGUUGAAUUAACAUUUAAUAUUCUUGACCAUGAACUGACAUGGUAUAACAUUACAAUAUCUUAUGCAAUAAAGAAGCAGAAACCACAUUUGCUGCUUCUACAAAAUAUAAAUGACUUGUUUAGACAAUCUCUAAUAACCAACUAUUUCCACAAAUGUAUGCAAACCAAAUUAACUGGGCAGCUAAACUACUAAACUUUAUAGUUUGCCAGAAUCAAUAAAAUCUGUUUGUUUACUUUCUUAGUUAAAGUGGUCGAAGUGUUUCGAAGUUGUAAAUUGAAUUAGGCCAUUAUCUAAUAAGGCAUUUGGGUGUCAAUGAACAAUUUGUCUUCUCAACUUUUCUCAAUGUCAGAUUUUCUUCCCCACUAUUUGGUUUUAAAUAGCUACAAAAAUGUCUGUGAUAUACUUUUUGUAAGUGUGACCUGCAGUGUGAGUAAUAGAACGAUAUUCAUAUUUUCUGGCAUAAUAUGUCUGACAACAUACUAUACCUAUGUGCACAUACAAACACAUAUACUUACAUAUACAUAUGCUCACGUAUAUACAUAUAUAUAUAUAUAUAUAUAUAUGUACAGUAAGGGUGGUGGGGGUAGGGGGUUUUGCUUUCACCCAACUGCCCCUUCAAACCUCUAGCCACCCCUUCGCUUUCUUUCUCUUCAUUUGAAGUUCACUCGAUUCACCUUUUGGAACCCAUCUUUGCGUACAGUGGUGCAUUGUCACCACUCCCUUAAAAAUACUACUGUUGCACAUAUCCUUAAAAAGCCAUCUCUUGACCCGUCUUUACUUUCUAACUACCAUUCAAUUUCUAUACUCGUAAUCCUUUCUCCUCAAAGCUUCUAGAACGACUUGUUUUCAAACAUUUAACAUGCAUUCUCAACAUCAACGCUUUCCCUGACCCCUUGAAUUUUGCUUCUGUCCUCCUCGUUCUACGGUGACUACUCUGAUUAAAGUAACUAAUGAUUUAACUAAUGAGGCUAAAUACUCAAUACUAAUUUGUCUAGACGUCUAUGCUUCUCCUGUCUGUUGAUCAUGCUCUCCUUCGGCAAAUUCUACACUCCCUCGAUCUCUGUGACACUGUCCUUUCAUGGUUCCUGUCCUAUCUCUCCCUUUUGGUUUCUCUUGACACUGCUUCUCUUGGAAAACGUAUUAACUCCUUUGGAUUCUGCUGCCACCUGUAUGCUGAUGACACCAAGUUAUAUCUCUUCUCCCCUGCUGGUCUAGAGUGUGUCACCAAUUGCAUCUGUGAUUGGAUGUCCUCACACUUUCUAAAACUCAAUAUCUUUAACACUGAGCCUCUUAUCUUUCCUCCUCAUAAUACCAAUACUCCUCUUUUUCACUCUCCCUUCAAGUUGAUGGUAUGUGCAUCAGCUCAUCGUUGCAAGCGCACUCGCUUGGCGUUAUCUAUGAUUCUGGCCUCACCUUUGCACCACACAUCCCGUCUUGUUACCAAAUGCUGCCAAUCCCCCCUUAAAAACAUUGCCUGCAUCCACAUAUUUCUUACGUAAGAUUAGGCGCCUUAUAGGAAGCGCCGGCCCUGCCUGUCCUGUGAAACCACUGUAUGAUCUUGCCCACCAUUCUGCAGCUCAGUUUUAGGGUCCUGGCAAUCUUCUUAUAACCUAGGCCAUCUUUAUGUAGAGCAACAAAUCUUUUUUUUUAGAUCCUCAGAGAGUUCUUUGAGCCAUGAGGUGCCAUGUUGAACUUCCAGUGACCAGUAUGAGACAGUGUGAGAACGAUAACACCAAAUUUAACACACCUGCUCCCCAUUCACACAUGAGACCUUGCAACACUAAAGAGUCACAUGACACUGGGGAGGGAAAAUGGCUAAUUGGGCCCAAUUUAGACAUUUCGACUUAGCGGUGUACUCACUUUUGUUGGCAUCAGUUUAGACAUUAAUGGCUGUGUGUUGAGUUAUUUUGAGGGGACAGCACAUUUACAUUGUUAUACAGGCUGUACACUUACUACUUUACAUUGUAGCAGAGUGUCAUUUCUUCAAUGUUGUCACAUGAAAAGAUAUAAUAAAAUAUUUACAAAAAUGUGAGGGGUGUACUCACUUUUAUGAGAUACUGUUUAUAUUCAGAUUUGAAUUCUCCGUGUCGUCUUUGCUCAGAAAUGCUUUAGACUUGAGAAAGGGAGCUUCUCCUGAAAGCUUGUCAUUUACAAAAUUCUGUUAGUCCAGUAAAAAAGGUAUUAAAAGAUACCAAUUUUAUUUAUUUUUUGCAUCUGCAUCACUGGACUAAUACGGCUACAAUCUCCACACACACACACACAUAUAUAUAUAUAUAUAUAUAUACAUUAUUAUUAUUAUUAUUACUGGUAUUUAUAUAGCGCCAGCAUAGACCGUAUCGCUUUACAAUAUUAUCAAAGGGGGAGAUUUAACAAUAAAUGAGACAGUUACAAAAACUUACAGGAACAAUAGGUUGAAGAGGGCCCUGCUCAAAUGAGCUUAGUCUAUAGCAGGGGUAGGCAACCUUUUAGCAGCACUGUGCCGAUAUAGGAUUGUGAUGUCCCGUAGCGUGCCGGUCCUAUUUUUUUAAUCUAGCAGUGUGGGUGGCUUUCCUGGGUUCCAGGCUGGCCAGGUACAGGUCAAGGACAGGAGCUGCAACAGCAACUACAGGCUGCUCUACUACAGUGUGGAUUCACAUUCACAAGUGCUGGGAGGAAGUGAUCUGAGAUCACUUACUCUAUGUGCUGCAAUGCAUAAAUUCGUAUUAGCAGAUAUCUGAAGUUUCACUGGGACUCUUGAUAGGCCAGUGCCUGUUUGGCUCUAGCAGCCCUGAGUGCCGUACAAAGACACCUUGAGUGCCAUGCAUGGCACUAGUGCCGUAGGUUGCCUACCCCUGGUCUAUAGGAUAUAUAUAUAUAUAUAUAUAUAUAUAUAUAUAUCUAUGCAUACCUACAUAAACAUAUACCUACAUAUAUAGAUAGGGGCACACACACACAGGCCUACACAUAUUUGAGUAUGUCUAUACAUUACUAUAUUUGCACUCUGUGAUCCUACACAGAAUAUUUAUGACCCACUGUAAGAAUGGUAUCUGUUUUCUAUCAGAUAUGUGUACUAUCUGCACUCGCUUUAAGCCCGACUAUGAGAUCUAUGUGCUGUGUUUGUUCAGAAAUGCUCUUCUAAAAGCAUGGCCACGGGGCAGAGGAUAGAGUAAAUCUGUUCCUGUAUGUGUGUGUAUAUAUAUAUAUAUAUAUAUAUAUAUAUAUAUACACACACACACACACACACACACACACACACACACACACACACACCUUUUCAGAUUUACAGUCAGUGUUAACUUUUGUACAUUUUUAUUUAACUUGUAACCUGUCAGUAAAUGCUUCAGGGACAUUUUUCUGUAAUGUAGGAAGACAGAGCAGUCACCAACUGUUGACAGCUCCACUUUAACAAGACAGACACCUGCAUUUAUAGGCAAGCAUUAGAGAAAGCUGUUACACGGCAGGUGCAUUAUUGUUAGCGUUGGAAUUGUAUAAUGGUUUUAUGUCUGUUUGUAAUCUAGUUUGAAAAAAGACUUGCACAAACAUUCACACAUCUCUUUUACAGCUAUUGAAGUCAAAACAACGAAUUUCUCGAUAAUCCUAAAAAUCCUGCGAAAUUCUAAUAUUUAGGUGUGUUCAUAUCAAAAAACCUUUCCCAUCUAUAUGAAGUAAACAUCUUUGCUCUUGUAGUCAAUUUAUCAAGACUUUGACUGUUGGAAUAUUUCCUCUGUCAUUCAUAGUUGGACACAUCCAUAUAAAUGAAUUUGAUUUCCUAAACUCUUGUAUACCCUGAAGAUUUAGUUUUUUGUUUUGUUUUAUUUUGUUAUCAAUUUUUUAUGAAAAAACUCUCAAAAAACUUAUGUUCACCUCAGUCUGACCAAACUUUUCCAAAUUAAGCAUCUAUGGGUCUAAAUAUACUUGAUGUUAUGGACUACAAUGUAGCAGCCGAAACAACUGACUGGGCCACGUCAUGAUGCACUGCCUACACUACUGUUUGGUCCUUAGUCAUUACUGGAGACUGCCAAUAAACUCUUACUUCCCUUCUCCAUAACAGCCUAUCAAUUGCCCAGACUAACACUGGGAGCCCCAAGAUUAUCAUUGAGGACCAUUGGGAACAUACUGAACAUGUACAACAAUUGCCAUGGUCAUCCAAUCGCAUACCGCUCAUAGAGAAACAAUCAACCCAACACUGUAGUGACUUUGAUUUAUUUAAAGACUUCAUAAGGCUCUGCCUGUGGUGGAUAUCUGAUUGACAGACACGAGAGGCAUUCUGGCUGACAAACAGGGUCUAAGCACCAAAACUAGAACAAUUAAGAUGCAUUGGUUUUGGCACUUAGUGUCUCUUUAAAACUCUUCCACUGGAAUCCCUGAAAGAACCAGACAUAAACAACAGUUCCAAAGAAACUUUGAGUUACAUUCUUUAUUUUUAAACAGGAACUAGCCUAUAAGAGCUUUGUAUUUAUAAAAAACAACACAAGAAAAUAUUACUGUCACAAGAAAAAAGAGAGUUAGAGGAACAAAGAUUAAAAAAGCAAAGUACUCUGCCUGCAUUACCACAAUAUGCAAAUAUAUACAAAUAUAACCACAUCUCACAGAGCACAUAAUUGUGAAAUGAAACAUUCCGUCGACAGAUAACUCCUCUCUUACGACCUCAAGUGUAGGUUAAUGAGGGAGUUUCUCAGUUAUUCCCAAUAACAUAAAAGAAGAGGUGAAUUUAUAAAAGUGCUGAUUUCUGCAACUUCACAAAAUAACCUCUAAAGGGGGGUUCUCCAAACCCUGCCUCUCCAGAUGUUGCUAAACUACAACUUCCAUGAUUCUUUGAAUGAAAUAGAUGGCAGAGAAUCAUGGGAGUUGUAGUUCAGAAACAUCUGGAUGACCAGAGUUCGGAGAACCCUGCUCUAAAGCAAGAUGAAGUGCUUUAGCAGGCUGAAAUGAAGGGGGCACCACUGAGCAGUGGCCAGGAAGGCAGUUUGUUUUUAUCUUGUAGCCCGGCAGCAAGUUAACAGCAAAGCUGCCUUGGUGUGGUGAUGAAAGCUGGCAUCAUGAGGUUUGCACCUCUGGUGGGUGCAGACCUCAUUAAUGGCUCUCUUGUAAUCCGGUACUCUCUAUAAAUCAGAGCGCAGAUGCUGGAUGUUUCAAAUUUGUGCUCUGACUUGCUGAGGGAGUGAUUACUGAAGUCUCCAUCUGCUGCUCCAUCAUGGACUCAAGACCCCCGCUAGUCCAACAAGCAAAGUUAGUCCCUGCUGGAUCGCCACAGAGUAUUUCACACUUAAUACAUUGAAUUUAAUCUGCCAUUUGAGUACCCAGUCCUCCAAUCUGUUUAAUCCCUCUGCUGUAAAUGAUAGCCUGCUCACAGUAUGUUACUUUGCAGUGUUUUGUGUCAUCUGCAAACACUGAAACAUUUAAUUCCUAUUUCAAGGUCAUUUAUAAAUAUGUUAAACAGAAGCGGUCGCAGAACAAAACCUAGAGGGACAUUACUUACCACUUUUGUCCAGCUUGAAAAUGUACGAUUAAUGACAACUCUCUGUAGCCAAUGUUCUACCCAAGAACAAGAAUUUUCAUCUAGACCAAUUUCUUUUAGUUUGAACAUAAUCCAAGUAGAUCACUUCUACUGCAACACUCUAUACUUCUACUUACUUCUUUGCAAUUAAGUUAGCUUGACAUGACCUAUGUUUCAUAAAACCUUGCUGAUUUUUGCUAAUAACAUUGUUCUCCCCAUAAUAUCCCUUCAAAUAUUUUCCCAGCCACAGAUGUUAAGCUCACAGGUAUUUCAUUUUGUUUUGAAUAUUUUUAUUGGUGUCACAAAAAAGCAUGAGCAGGCAUAGUACAGGGAAAUAGAUGUACUAUAUGGUUGCCUGCGCAGAGGCAUAAAAGUCAGAAUAAACAAGCAUUUAAGUAAAUUCAAUCAAGCAUGCAGUACGGUAAUCAUAUAUUGUAAUCGUAUUAUAUGAGGCAGGCGUAUCGAUGCGAUGAAAUAUCCUAUCUAUUAACAUUAUGACAGCGGCCAAUUGAUCACAAAAUAAGCAUGCCACGAAGUGAGUGCAUAAUCAUCAGAGCUGAUAGCCUAUAUAUGUGCCUCAAUGAGCACGGUUAUUUCUAUGUUUAGAUUUAAGCAUAUUGGUAUACGUCGUAUAAUGCGAUUGCUUGAUUAUUUAGGUAAACUAUAAUGGAUAGCCUAUUCAUUCUGAAGUUGAUGUGAAGAGUCACUUAAGUAUAUGUCAAUUAAGCAGUGACGUAAAAAGCUUAUUGCGUAAGCAAUUAACAAAUAAACUUUAGCCCCUGUAGGGGCAUUUUAGUAUUUCUUAGCAAAACAAUUUGUGCAAUUUCUGCUUGGAACUAGACAACUGAAACAUAGUAUCUAUGUGACAGAGUGAGAAAAUGUUCGCAUCAAUCAUGAAUUUAAAAAAUGUGCAAAGACAAAACUUUCAGCAUGUGUAGCCUUAUACGUAGUUAAAUAAACAAGUAAUGAAGUAAAAUAAAUGUACAUAAACGUUGCGGGAUUGGUUAUAUCGUGGGUGUUUAGCGGGUAUAAGAACGCAUUGUGUGGGCUUUAUAUUCAUCUGAGCAAUACCUAAGCUUAUGAGGCUUAUGAGAGUUAUGUUGGCCUGGUAGCAUGGGUCAAUUCACUAAAUCUAGCGUGGGUGCAGUGCAACAGUGCCUGAUUAAUUCUAGGCUGAUGCGUCGGGAGAAUUUUCGCUAGGAUCAACUAAGGGCUCCAUAUUUUACUACUCGGUUAGGGUUCGCCCAACUAAACAUGCCAGCGACACUCAAACAAGCAGUUAUGCAGUACAGGUGGAGAAAAAUAAAAUAAAAUUAAAAAUAUGAAAACAAACCCAAAGGGGAGCAGUUAAAGUUAAUUGAGAACUUUAACGCCUUUAACGGUUACGGGGCUGGUUUGUCCUUAAGAUCAGUUCACUGAGGGCCGCUCAUUUCACAGCUGCCUUGCCGUUCUUGGGCCGCUGAGUCUCUGUCUGUCCUCCCCGCAACAACCCCAGUCCGUCUCCAGGUGCUUUGUGGGCACUCGGGAGCAGGGGCUGUCCAUACGACUCCCACACCUAGAGUCCACGGGCCCCCCUCUCCCUGCACCUCCCUAUUACCACCCAAGAUCCAGGACUCAGAGUGAUACCUGCUGUCUCACCCGGUGCCGGCCACUUGCUUGGAGGGCCGUGCAGGCCUGCCCCACCGGGCUCACGGCUUCAGGGACAUGGCCCUCUGGGGACCCCACAUACCCAGGGGCUAGCGCACCGACUCCUCUAGCGGGCGGGUAGUCAUCACGGGGGAUCUAUCCAGCGCUUAGCUGUGCCCAAGUCUGCACGGGCCGUCCAGUACAGCCCUCAAUAGUUGGCGCUCUCCACAUUUACCCCUCUGAUGUUGCAGUGAUGCCUUUAAGGAGUGCUCUUGCCGGUUAUGGGGCUAUCUCUGUGUGGGGCCAAGCCUUCUUGCUCCCGAUCUGAGUGCCUCCUUGGGUGUUUCAGCCCCUCCGCGGGCACCUCUGAUGUUGCUGGCUGGCUGAGUUUCAUGCAGCCGGUGCCAGUGCAGGCGGUCGGCAUCCGAACCACGUGGGGCCCGUACCUCCACCUGGAAGCCAGGAUAUCACCCGCCGGCCAAAAGGGGGGGGCAAGGCCGUGCCCCGGGCCGAGUAUCUCCCCCUGUCGAGGUGUCUAUAGCGGGAUGCCUCGAUUCUCUGCUCCACAGCACUGUGCUGCCUGUAAUGGCCGCUGGUAUUCUGGCGCUCUGCCUCGUGUAGGCCGGGCCCAGCCCUCUCUACUUGCCUGGCUUGCCGUGGGCAUUGUGCAGGUAUCGGGGAUAAGCUGGUGCCGUUCUCUGUUCGGAUCUGGCGAAAUAUUGUAUAUUUAGGUGGUCUGGGGCGAUUGUUUUAGUGCCUUUUUUAUCAGCUUAGUGCAGGAGCUCAUGUUAAUGGCAUCCAAUUGGCCCGGCGGCCCGGCCCCGCUCCGGUCUUCCAUUUUAAAACCUUUUUGAACAUAGAAACCACAUCUGGCUUCAUUCAAUCCUUUAUCAGAAACCACAUCUAGAUUCAUCACUUAUUUACACACUUAACUUCUUAAGCACUCAUGGGUGAAUACCGUCAGGCCCUGGAGUUUGUUUAAAUUAACUUUUUUUAUUUGCUGCUGCACCUGUUCUAAAAGAUGGGUGUCAAAUGUAUGAAGAGUGACAGUGAAGGGAGCAAUUUCAGUGCUUACUGCAAGAGCUAUUUUCAGUACAUACACCUCUGUCUUUAAAACAGUGGUAUAAUAAACACCCUCACUCCUCUACACUGCUGCUCAUGUUGCACACAAGAAAAUGGCCAUCAUUCGUUUUACUCACCAAAUAACCAUUUGUAUUAGCCAUAUGUUUUUAUUAAGCAUUCCAAACCCACUUUGCCGUUUUAAACAAGUAGGUACAAGCCUUGGUGGAUCAUGUAGUAUGUGAUGCAAGAAAAGUAAAAAAUAAAUGAAAAAAGAGGCUAGAAAUAUGCCACUGUGUUGUAGUACAGGUUUAAAGAAAAUAGAACGGAGUAUGUGGGUAAUUAACAAAAGAUAAAAAUAAAUCGGCAGCAACCCACACUGAGUAAUACAAAACCAAGGUAGUAACUGCAAAAAGGGUGGUCCAAAUUACUCACAAUAAUAUUAAGCUGUAUUGUAAAUCUAUAUUCUAACUUUUAAUUAUAACUCUCAUUAAUAUGACACACAUGAAAUACAGUUCUGCAUUUGCUUUUAUUAAUGGGAAUUGCCCUUUUAUGUGUCAUAUUAAUGAGAGUUAUAAUUAAAAGUUUGGAUAUAUUUUCACAGUACAGCUUAAUAUUUUUGUGAGCAAUUUGGCGCACCCUUUUUUUCAGUUCCUCCCUUGACAUUUUAAAGAAAAUAGACUUGAAAACAUAGCAAAUUACGUUUCUAUCUGUAAUAAUCUGGUGUGUUUUCUUUAUCAAGUACAAUAAAGUUAUCUAUAAAAUUAAAUUAAGACAAGGGUUAUGCUUCAAAAGAUGUUAUGACAGGCAGUCUUCUUCACUCAUUAUAGAAGUUGAAAGACAGUCCGAGUCCCUUAAAAAAGUUGCCAGAGUCAACUAUCAAAAAGAGAGUGCCUAUAAACUGAACUGCAAUGGAACUACCUAGGAACCGCUUUUCAUAAAUCUUGGGGUUGCAGAAUUUUUGUUUUCACAGCCAUAUACUGCCUAUCUAAGAGGACCUCAAAAGAUUAGUCUUAAAAAAUAGAAUUCAGAGAAAGUCACUCCACAGGCUGCCACAAUAGGAGGGUCCUUCUAAGUGGAGGUUUGUUCUUGCGCUGUUGGGGUAAACCAGAAUAUUUUUUCAGGUACUCCUCGUAUUAGCAUGUUACAGCAUCUGUGUUGAGACUACAAGGAAUGAACAGACCGAGUCAGCCAUUUUCCCUGUACUUGUAGUGUUGUCGUAGAAUGUCACCAGUGGUUAUCGAGCAAAACGGCUCCUUUUACAUUGAUUUAGUAAAACAUGAAAUUCUGUUUUAACCAUUACUUUUAAUACAGGAUAACAAUAGACUAGUCUUUGUAGCUGCAGACUGACAUUGUACACUGUUGACAAGUCCGUUGUCUAUAAUUAUAUCUGGAUCUUUCUCAUUUAAUGAUUUCCCUAGCAAUAUCCCAUUAUAUAUCGAUUUGCACGUUUAUUUUUCUUCCCAAAUGUAUCAAGAUUUGAUCUAUUUCUAAACACAUCCGUCACUUGUUUGAGCAGUCUUACAGAUUACCCUACCUAUUUUUUUUUUUGUCAAAUCCAAACACAUGUAGUUACUAAUAUCCCAGGCAAGAUUAUUAAUUAAUAAAUUAAAGAGAAGGUAAAGUCAUUGUCUGUUUAAUUAACCUUGAGACAUCACCUAUACAAAGAACAUAUCUUCUUCCUGUGCAGGGUAUAUACUGCUAGAUCAAUAAAAGCUGGAACUAUGGAAACCGUUGAUGGGAAGUGGUCAUGGGUGGUGCUUGCUGCUGUUAUCAUGACGCAUGGGAUGACACUGGGAUUUCCUUCCUGCAUCGGAGUGUACUAUACGGACCUCCAGACUUCCUUUCAGGCCUCGAACACAGAGACUUCCUGGUUUCCUUCCAUUAUUAUGGCCGUUCUACAUGCAGGAGGUUAGUAUCUUCUUUGUUUGUCUUGCACUCGGUGUAACCUGGCCCCAUUACCAAUGGGCAUUAUAUUUAAAUGAAAAUCAUUUAAAUUAGUUUUGUUAAAGGGACACUCCAAAUGCCAUAACCACUACACCGUAAUUACUCUGUAGUGGUUAUGGUGCCAGAAAUGCACAGCCUUCCUGCACCCCAAAUGUAAGCAGCCAAACCUUCCAGUAACAUUUUGAUUUCUUAACUUGGCUUCAGCAGACGCCACUCCCUGCCUCCACUGCACCCAACCUGUGCAGAGUUUAGCUGAUUGGUUGAGCGUGAUCAGCUGAUGUGCUAAAGCAAUUAGAUUACACAGCAUGACAGGAUAGCUAAAAGAAGCUCCGAGCAGGAGUUUCUGGCUCUCCCAGAGAGGAGAUGGGGAGUGGCGACUGGUGGACCCUAGGUUAAACGUUAGACAGUUACUAAAGCUUUGACUAUUUACAUUUGGCCCAGGAAUGUAGUGGGUAUGGUGCUGAGAGUGUCCUUUAUUAAAAAUAUAAUGUGUAUUCAUUUUUUAAUAAUGUUGAAAUCUAUAUAUAGUUUCACUUUAGCUCUCAGGCCUAUUACUUUUGUAUAGUGUUAUUCUUAAUAGAGAGUGAAUUUAACCUGAUUUGCUUAAAGGACCACUCUAGGCACCCAGACCACUUCAGCUUAAUGAAGUGGUCUGGGUGCCAGGUCCUUCUAGGGUUAACCCAUUUUUUAAUAAACAUAGCAGUUUCAGAGAAACUGCUAUGUUUAUUAAUGGGUUAAGCCUUUCCCCCUAAUCCUCUAGUGACUGUCUCAUUGACAGCCACUAGAGGCGCUUGCGUGCUUCUCACUGUGAUUUUCACAGUGAGAGCACGCCAGCGUCCAUAGGAAAGCAUUGUAGAUGCUUUCCUAUGCGACCGGCUGAAUGCGCGCGCAGCGCUUGCCGCGCGUGCGCAUUUAGCCCAGGAGGAGGAUCGGAGGAGGAGAGGAGGCAGAGAGCUCCCCGCCCAGCGCUGGAAAAUGGUAAGUUUAAACACCUAUCCCCCUUCCAGAGCCGGGCGGGAGGGGGACCCUGAGGGUGGGGGCACCCUCAGGGCACUAUAGUGCCAGGAAAACGAGUAUGUUUUCCUGGCACUAUAGUGGUCCUUUAACUUUGUACUGUACUGCCAUAGCCAAUUCUAGCCCACAUUUUACAUAUUAAUAAAAAUAAUUUUUAAAAACCAUACAGAUUAUCUGUGUACUAAAGUUUGUCUGUUUUCUAAAUUUAGGCAAAAAAUCAGCCAAAGAGGUCUGCCCUAUACUCAUAAUGUAUUUUAUGGUCAGAUUAUAUCUAUUUGAUGUUUAAUUAGCUUUUAUGUGAAUAUUUCCUUAUUUUUGAAUUCACCUAUAUCCUUUACUAAAGCUAUAAUAAUGGACAUUGUAAAUAUAGGUCUGUUAGAACAGUAGGUAUUUACACUGAACAAAAUUAUAAACACAACACUUUUGUUUUUGCCCACAAUUUUUGUGAGCUAAACUCUCAGGUUUAAGACCUUUUUCUAGGUACAUAAAAGGCCUAUUUCACUCAAAUAUUGUUCACAAAUCUGUCAAAAUCUGUGUUAGUGAGCACUUCUCUUUUGCCGAGAUAAUCCAUCCACCUCACAGGUGUGGCAUAUCAAGAAGCUGAUUAGACAGCAUGAUUAUUGCAAAGGUGUGCCUUAAGCUGGCCACAAUAAAAGGCCACUAUAAAAUGUGCAGUUUUAUCACACAGCACAAUGCCACAGAUGUCGCAAGUUUUGAGGGAGCGUGCAAUUGGCAUGCUGACUGUAGGAAUGUCCACCAGAGCUGUUGCCGUGAAUUGAAUGUUCAUUUCUCUACAAUAAGCCAUCUCCAAAGGCGUUUCAGAGAACUUGGCAGUACAGCCAACCGGCCUCACAAUCGCAGACCACGUGUAACCACACCAGCCCAGGACCUCCACAUCCAGCAUCUUCACCUCCAUGAUUGUCUGAGACCAGCCACCCAGAAAACUGCUGCAACAAUCAGUUUUCAUAACCAAAGAAUUUCUGCACAAACUGUCAGAAACCAUCUCAGGGAAGCUCAUCUGCAUGCUCGUCAUCCUCAUCGGGGUCUCAACCUGACUACAGUACAUCGUCGUAACCAACUUGAGUGGGCAAAUGCUCACAUUCGAUGUCAUGGCACUUUGGAGAGGUGUUCUCUUCAGGGAUGAAUCACGGUUUUCACUGUACAGGGCAGAUGGCAGACAGAGUGUAUGGUGUCGUGUGGGUGAGCAGAUUUAAACGUUGUGAAUCGGGUGGCCCAUGGGGGCAUUGGGGUUAAGGUAUGGGCAGGUGUAUGCUAAGGACAACGAACACAGGUGCAUUUUAUUGAUGACAUUUUGGAUUCACAGAGAUAUCGUGAUGAGAUCCUGAGGCCCACUGUUGUGCCAUUCAUCCACGACCAUCACCUCAUGUUGCAGCAUGAUAAUGCAUGGCCCCAUGUUGCAUCUGUACACAAUCCUGGAAGCUGAAAACAUCCCAGUUCUUGCAUGGUCAGCAUGCCAGACAUGUCACCCAUUGAGCAUGUUUGGGAUGGAUCUGUGUAUAUGACAGCGUGUUCCAGGUCCUGCCAAUAUCCAGCAACUUCACACAGCCAUUGAAGAGGAGUGGACCAACAUUCUACAGACCACAAUCAACAACCUGAUCAACUCUAUGCAAAGGAGAUGUGUUGCACUGCAUGAGGCAAAUGGUGGUCACACCAGAUACUUACUGGUUUUCUGACCCCCCCCGGAUCCCUCCAUACAGUAAAACGGCACAUUUUAGAGUGGCCUUUUAUUGUCUCCAGCCUAAGGGACAUCUGUGCAAUAAUCAUGCCGUCUUAUCAGCAUCUUGAUGAGCCACACCUGUGAGGUGGAUGGAUUAUCUUGAAAAAGGAGAAGUGCUCACUAACACAGAUUUAGACAGAUUUGUGAACAAUAUUUGAGAGAUAUAGGCCUUUUGUGUACAUAGAAAAAGUCUUAGAUCUUUGAGUUCAAAUGGGGGCAAAAACAAAAGUGUUGCGUUUAUAAUUUUGUUCAGUGUAUAUGAGUAAACGUUUAUAAUAGUUGUAGAUGUCUUUUUUUCUACCCCACCACCCAUUUCAACCAACAUUUAGUAGUUAUCUAUCUUAUUACAGUAAUACACGUAUUUCUUGUCUCCCUCUGCAGGUCCACUGUGCAGUGUAAUGGUGGAAAGAUUAGGAUGCAGAAUAACAGUGAUGAUUGGGGGUCUCUUGUGUGGAUUAGGAAUGGUUGCUAGUUCCUUCUCACAGACCAUAAUUCAUCUCUACUUGAGUGCUGGACUUGUGGGAGGUGAGUGUCCAUGUUUUGAGAUCUAGACUUAAAGGAUUACUCCAUGCACCAUGACCACUUCAAGUGUUUUGACGUAGUCAUGGUGCAAUACUCUGUAUGUGCAGUGUUGUAAUAUGAAACUCUGCACAUACUGAGAUAUUUUGUAUGUAUUAUGUUAAUUCUGUGCAUGUUACAUGGACAGAGAUUAAUUCAUUGGCUGAGAACAUUGGGCUGAUGCUCUCAGCUAAUGAAUGAGCGGCAGCAUCAGUAUAUGACAAGCUCUGCGGAAGCAAGGUGCCAGUCAAUCAGUAUUGUAGGUAAGAGGUAAGAGGCAAACCGUUGAAGGGCUAUGACAAACACUACAACAGAUAAUACCUUCAAAUGGAUAUCUGAAAAUAUACACACUGCAGCUCUGCAUGCAAUGUUUGUCACUGCUUUGGAAAAGCAGUGUAGGCUGGCUGUAUUGUUAUGCUGGCUGUUACGCUGAGACAGUUUUUAAGUCACCAUAUAUAUUUAGGUAUAAUUUUUUUUUCAGUUAUGGUAAUAUUGUCUUAUUAUAUAUAAGUCUUAUUCCUUUUACACAUGUUGAAUAGAUUACAACUUUUAUGCAUUCUUCUUUCGAGAGACACAAAAUAAAAUUCAAUAACAUACCAUUUUUUCAUAGUAACUCCCAUCACACGCAAGCACCCCCAUCUGGGACAGCUGGCUGUCAGGGUUAAUCAAUAAAGUAUGAAUAAUCCAAAGUGAAUUUCAUAUUUAGCUCAUAUUGCCAAAAUAAACCUUAGCUGACUUAUUAAAGUGAGACUGCAAGGUGAAUUUACACGUUAUUCUAAAUUUAAGGCCAGAGUAGCCAAACUGAAGCCAGGUUGGCUAUUUUGACCUUAAAUUUGAAAUUAAUUUUCAAAUCACCUUGAAUUCUCUCUUUAGUGAGUAUCACUUUUAAAGUUGUUUUCUAAUCCAGUCUAAAAUUCUAAAUUUGUUUUCAAUUCACUUUGACUUCUUGAUAGUUCACACUGUAGAGAAUAUCCCUCUGUGUGCGAUAUACUGUGUUUGUGACACCAUGGGGGUGAUUCAUUGAGCUCCAAAUUGGCAGAAGAAAAGUAAUGUAAAGCCCGUAAGGGUAAAAAAAGGAAAAUGUACAAUGUUAUUAUACAAUGUAAGAAAACCCAGUAGUAGAUUAUACAUUAAUAUAACUUAUAAUUGGCCCAGAAUGACACAAAAUCUCUGUAAAUUGUAUUCAUAUUGAUCCGGGAGUACUGAGGAUCCCAUGGCUGGUGUUAAGCCGCUCAAAAAAGAAUAAGGCAUUCACAAUUGCAGCCUACAAGCACCAUCACCACUACAAGCUGUAGUGGUUUUUGAGCUAGGAUAAACAUCAUAAUUCUGGCCCUUUGCAUAUCAGUCAAUUAUGCAUUUUCUUUAUCAUACAUAGACUAGUAGUAAUAAAGGGAAUGCUAUCAAUAUUGAACAAUAUCUAGUAAGAAGUUGUGCCUCCAAAUAGCCUUUGGGCUCAAAUUGAAGAUUUUCACAAAGUUUACUUUUUUGAGCCAAAAAUGUUGUUAGGAAUUGCAUGAUACAAUACUUGUAAAAAAUAUAUAACACACAAAAAUCAUUCUAUACCACAUUUAAAAAUAACUGUGUUACAGUGGUUUGUGGCAUUUAGCGUCAUGUAUAUAACAUUCACAUUAUCGUGUCUGUGAUACAAUGUAUAAGUAUGUGACACUGUGUGUCUAUAAAACAAUCUCUCUUAGCCCCCAAGACUUACGUAAUUGGUACACACAAAUUUAGCUACAGGGGUUUUGUUACUGGAUGUGCUGAACUGUGAGGUCAAUGUACUCUGAAGACAGCAUCGUUGUCAAUUUUAUAGAGUCAUAAUUCACAAACACUGGCGUUAUAAUUUUAGAUUCCUCACUUUGCUUGGAGAGAUGUCAAAUGUUAGCAAUAUGAUACGGAGCUCUUGUAAGUGAGGUUUGUUAGUAGUGAAAAUAAUAAUAAUGCCAAGUGUUAAAUAGACAUGGCAAAUUAAAUAUGCUAAAUAAUUAAAUAAGUGAAGCCCGUAAGAGAUUACAUUAGUUGAAGAGCAUUCUUAAUUGUAAAUGUAUUCUCAUGUCAUAUUUAGACAGUUUGCACUAAUAUAAAAUGCUUGAAGUUAGUUCAUUGAAGGAAUAGGUUUAAUGUAAAUUGCAUUCGGCAUUGUGAGAAACUGCAGUACUUACCUAAUCAUUGACUCAUGUAAUAAAUUAAUAUGAUGUAAUACUAAAAUGGUUAUUCAUUGUAGACUGCGUUAUUCACUGUUCUUUCUCAAUUUGCAAUUAGGUCUGGGGCUCUGCUUCUGUUUCCAGGCAGCUGUUACAGUACUAGGUUACUACUUCAUCAAACGCCGGACUUUGGCCAAUGCUCUGGCCUCCACAGGGGCCUCUAUUGGAAUGGCUUUAUGGCCGUUGGCUUCUCAACACCUGCUGGAAUCAGUAGGAUGGAGGGGUUCCUUCCUUAUCUUUGGUGGAGUUUUGCUUAAUUGCUGUGUGUGUGGGGCCAUUAUGAGACCAGUUAGAUCACCAAACCCAAUAUCGAAGAAGGAUGCUCUUCUAAACUCACCCAAUGGUAAACCCAAUGAAAGCGAGGAGAUGGAAAGUGGUAAAGGAAUUCAGAGGUAUAUGGCUUUUGACCUUCUUCUUCGGCAUCGCCGUUACCAGAUCUUCACUAUUGGUGUCACGUGGAUGGUUCUUGGUUUUGUUUUACCACUCUUCUACUUGGUUCCUUAUGCUACCAGCAAAGGGGUGGAGGAAUCAACAGCUGCUUUACUAUUGUCCCUCAUUGGAUUUAUCAAUAUCUUUGUACGCCCAAUAGCUGGCCUUGUAUCUCAGCAGAAGAUAUUUUCUGGUCGACUUAUGUACCUAUUUAGUUUCGCAGUGACUUUGAAUGGCCUCAGUAAUCUUGUAUGUGCGUCCUGGGUUUCCUUCACAGCUUUUGUAACUUAUUGCAUUUUGUACAGUGUCUCCAUGAGCUUCAUUGGAGCGUUAGUUUUCCAAGUGCUGAUGGACACUGUUGGGAUGAAGAGGUUUCCCGGAGCAUUUGGACUUUUCACCAUUCUGGAAAGCAUCACUAUUCUGAUUGGACCACCAUUAGCAGGUUUGUGAAAAGGAGAAAUUACAUACCUAUUCAAUAAAUUUUACUACAUAGUAAGGGGAAAAUACAACAAUAUUAAUACACUGGUUGCAAAUUGUAUUUUUAAAUUCAUAUGCUAGAACAGUUACUUCAUUAUUACCUAUUUUCAUGACUGUGUAAAACAGUCUCAGCAGUACAUAUUUAUAGGCAAAGGGGAAAAAAAUAAUUUCUACGUAAUUCCCUUUUGCUUGUUGUUACUAUAUAAAUAUUCAGUGUAAAGGGAAAAUGUCAUAUCUCAUUGCCUGAUUCAUUGUGUCACUGUAUGUUAGCUUCAGUUCUAAUGGACACUAUCAAGGGACAAUGUCCUAAAAGGUGGGGGGGAAAUGGACUGGACACAUGCUCUGCUGCUGUGCAGUCAAUACAACAAUUUGUAAUAUGUAGAUUUAAUUAUUGGCAAUAUAAACUGUUCAUGCAUAUACAAUGACUGAUCACAUAAAAAUAAACUUACAGGCAGAUAUAAUGACUGGUAACAUGCUGCUCUUUGUACAUAUAAACACUGCACACAAAGACUGUUGAGCAUGGACUGUUCACACGCUUCUAUGCACGAAUAUAAAUGUAUCACAUGAUUCUACGUGGGAAUGUUGACACUGGUCAGAUGUAGUAGACUGAUAUAGACUAAAAAAAAAUGCACUGCAUGCCUAUAAAAAUGCACUGCACAUGCUGCACUGUGAGCAUGACAAAAAAAGUCUUAGAAAAUGCUUUGCAUAUGCAAAUAAAUUAUUCACAAUGUUGUACAUGUAAACUUUUAUAAAAUGCACUGAGCUGCAAGAGUGCAAAAGGUGACCACAUUUUUUUUCCCUGCGGAAACAGACUAAUCAUUGAGCUGAUGUAUUUUGCAUAUGUUUGAACACUUGUUACAUUUCACACACAAUGACGUGUAUGAAAAUAAUGACUACACAGCAUAUUCUGCGCGGAUAUAAAUAAUUCAGAUGUAGACAGUGGUGUAUCCUGGUUUUGUGCUGCCCUAGGCAGGACAAAACUCAGGUGCCCCCGUGCGCCACCCCCACCCAACCCUUCCCCUCUGCCCCGCAUUCUAAAUACACACACACAUUCACUGACAGAAACACACACUCACUCACAGACACACACUCACUCACUAACAGACACACAAACACUCACUAACAGACUCACUCACUAACAGACACACACACACACUCAAUAACAGACACACACUCACUCACUAACAGACACACACACUCACUCACUAACAGACACACACACACACACUCACUAACAGACACACACACACACACACACACACACACACUCACUAACAGACACACACACUCACUCACUCACUAACAGACACACACACACUCACUAACAGACACACACACACUAACAGACACACACACACUAGCAGACAAACACACAUUAACACACUCACUUUUUUUUUUUAAUUUAACCCCUCCCAGCCUCCUUACCUUUAGGAAUGCUGGGGGAGGGGUUUCUCCCUUUCCUUGGGGCUGCUGGUUGGUUGGGUGGGUGGCGCUGGCGAGGGAGCACUUUCCCCUGAGCGCUCUGGUCAGCUCCCUCGCGCGCCACAGAGUAAUGCUGGGAGUCGGAAUAUGACGUCAUAUUCCAGCUCCCGGCAUCCCUCUGUGGCGCGCGAGGUUGCUGAGGAAAGUGCUCCCUCGCCAGCAGCCCGCCUGCCUGGACUGUUAGCUGCAAGGCUAACAAGACAUUUUCCCUGGGCAUUUGGGGGUGGCUUUUUUUGCCGCCCCCUGGAAAAUGCCGCCCAAGGCAAAUGCCUUGUUUGCCUCGCGGCUAAAACGUCCCUGGACGUAGAAAUGCCCACAAUAAAUAUAAGAACAGAGCACAUAUUGUACUCUGCAUAGAUUAAAAUACGUAAUCAAAAGUACUUUGUAUGAAUAAACUCAUUGGAAACAUACAAUUCUGUAAGUGACUUUAAACAGAAUGGAAAUACAGUGAUCUGCACAAACACCAACUGAUUAUAUAACAUUUUGUGUUGAAUGUUUGAUUCCUGACCAUGCGCUGUGUCCUGAAUGAAUAUAAAACGUAUCCCAUACAGUACUUUCCUUGAAUAUCAAAUUCUAUUUUAUAAAAUACUUGCAAAAAAGUUUAACUUGCAUAUAUUACUUUGCAUGAAAACAGAGGCAGAUUGUAAAAAGACUGAUUACAUACAGUUCUGUGUGUUAUUGCAGAGACCACAUAAGUGUUGUGCACAAAUGUAAAACCAGUUGCUUUACAAGGAUCUACAUUAAUAUAUGCUACUUUUGCAAAAUCUAGAAAUAGUUGAAAUGCAGUGUUCUAUAGUAAUGUAAUUAUCCAGUUGUCCUCUCCAUCACUGUCAGACUUCCUACCUUCAUAGUUCGUCUAUUUCUUCCAUUCCGUACUUCCUCCUCUUGAGACUUAUUCUCUUUCUUACCCACCCUACUUACCUAUCCAUCCAAAACUGUAUCCAUUAUUACCUCUCUUCCUUCUACACCAGGGGUUCUCAACCCAGUCCUCAAGGACCCCCUACCAGUCCAGGAUUUAGGGAUUACCUGGGUGUGUCUAAGGUGUUUUUUUUUCUUUUUCUAAACACCUUAGACACACCCAGGAAAUCCCUAAAUCCUGGACUGGUAGGGGGUCCUUGAGGUCUGGGUUACGAACCCCUGUUCUAUAACUUCUCUUACCCAUUAGCCAAUUUCUCCCCAACCAUCCCCUUUCCUUCUUCAUAAGCCCUCUUCUCUCAUGUUGUCCCUUUCCAUCCAGCUUUCAGAUGUCUUAGUCAAGCAUUCUGUUUUCUUUAAUUUCAGGGUUACUGGUAGAUUAUACUGAUCAAUACGGCUUGGUUUUCUACGCCACCUGUAUUGCUGUGACCUCAUCUGGAAUCUUCAUGGGAUUGGCCUCAUACAUAGUUAACCGAAAUGAUGCAAACAGGAAACAGAAACAAACCACAACAGAUGCCACAUGGAAUAAUGAGACUAUAGACAUCAAACCGUCUUCUGCCUACCAAGAUGUGCUUUAAAUGACUAUCCUAUGAAUCAAUAUUAUUCAACUCUACACUUGCGGAUCUUCUCUGGGCAUUAUCAAGGCUAUACUUCCUUGUCCUUUAAGGAUUUGUGGAAGUACAAUUUAUUUCCAUCUCUAUUUGAAAAAAACCAACACAGCUCCGUGGGUGAUGUAUGUGAUUAGAAUGGUGAAUUCUCUCUGGAUGUUAAAAUCAGUUUCUUUGUGAGGAUGAGAGAUCUCUGCAGAAUUAAAAAUACAACACCAAGGUGGUGCGCUAGAUUCCUAUGGGCAAACCUUUGUAAAUGAGUAAAUCUGUGACAGAAAAAAUGAUGUACGCCAGCUCUUCCUUAGUUGUUGAGGGAGGGCUACCAGGUUUAUGUCUUUCUUAAUAGAUGUCUGAAGGAGAACACCAUCUCUACUUAAAAAGAAAAAGAAAAAAAGGUCCAUAAGUUAGAAGAUAUUGUAGUUAAUUUAUUCAAAAUAAAAUAUUUGAAGACACAGUACAGACGAUUGAGAAGUAAGGCAUGUAUACAUUACAAACUAAUGUAUUAGUAAAAUAUAUAUAUAUAUAUAUAUAUGAAUAACACCUUAAAAAAAUGGGCCUAAGUUUAUGUUUCUAUUACCCUCUUUAAAAAGGGUGAACUCCCUAGACGAAAGACUCUUGGGACUUCAGGGAUACCCAGGACAACCAAACUCAUUAAUGCAUUUCUUACAUUAGUAGUGAUGACAACUACUUGUUACAUUUCAAACAGGUGUUGAUCUCUGUUUAUUGAUAGUUUUUUUGGUUUUUUUUUUUUAACUCUGAUAGAAUAAAUAUUAUUACUUUGAGAUAGCCAUCCAUAGUUUUCAGGAAGAAAGGUAAAAUGUGUUCAAUGUUUAACACUUCCUUUUCAUAUCUCAGGGAACUGUUGAAUGAAACUACCUCUCUGGUCAUUUGCACAAAACGGACUUAGCUUUAAGAUAGGAACUCUUAUAUGAAAUAUCACACUUAUGUCUUGCUAUGCAAUAUUUAUUAUAGUAUAUUAAUGUGCCUUUUUUUCCUGACAGUGCAAAUAUAUAGUCUAUUCGCUGCAAAGAACUGCAAUAAUUUUCAUUUGCAGGUUUUACUCAGAGAAGCAUUAAGAACCCACGUCUAGGCGACCAUUUUGGGGCCUCCCUCUUUUUUUUAACAUAACGGUGGUUAAUGGGGCCAAGCAAAUUCAUGAUUUGGGAGCCCCUGUCUAAUCCCUGGGACCUAGUCGGACCCUUACGGUUUCCUUAUGGUUAAUCCUGCUCAGGUUAAAUGAAAUUAUGAGGACAGACCAAAUAUCCUCUAGAAUGUAAGCUCAUUGAGCAGGGCCCUCCACCUCUCUGUUCCUGUACGUCCAGUUGUCUGGUUCCAAUUACAUGUCUGUUAGUCCGCCCACUGUACAGCGCUACGGAAUCUGAUGGCGCUAUAUAAAAAAUUAAAUAAUAAAAAUAAUAACUAGAGAGAACACAGACUUUUCAAUAGAGCAAUGAAAUGUGUGAAGAGGGAGCUAAAUUGAAAUGAGCUGAACUAGAUAAAGGUAAAAAAAAAAAAUUAUAAAAGAAUAUCAGCAGAGGAGAAAAAAAUAGACUGAUUGCACGACCGUUGCGCCCAGAGCAACUUGGGGUAAUGAUGACGCAAGCACAAGGGCUUGUUGCGGAGGUUCCCCCUGCACCCAUCACCCCUCAUUAAAAAAUCAAUAGUAUUUGCGAAGUAAAAGGAUUGAGAAACUGUCACUUGUAGAAGAACUGCCAGUUCCUUUUUUUUUUUUUACAAACAAUUGAGAAUUUAUAAUGAAAUAAUGGAACCUGACAAUACGUUUACACAAAACUGUUGUCAAUUUUGUUGUUUUUUGUUGUUGAUGAUAGAGACAUGAUGUCUUGCCUAGAUACCUAAUCUGGUAUGUUACAAAGGUAUCACACUGUUAGGUACAAAGAAAGGAAAUAUUGGAGAAUAAAUACACAAAUAUUUUCUUACUAAGCCUUUUAACCCCUUAAGGACAAAUGACAUGUGUGACAUGUCAUGAUACCCUUUUAUUCCAGAAGUUUGGUCCUUAAGGGGUUAAACACAAACCAAAAUAAUAAUGUACUAUGUUUCUCUCUCAGUUUUCACCUCUUACUAUAUCUACCCAACCGUUAUUUAGGAAAUACGCAAAAUAGUCGUUCGUUAUAUUACUAGUGUUGUUAAAAAAAAACACUGUUCACUCUAUGUAAUGUGUAAAUGUUUAAUAUUAUUUAUUUCUAUAGUUUUGUUUUGUAAUUAUGAAACAGCAUUGAAUCCAUCAAACUGAUUUUUCAUACUUCUAUGUAUGUUUAUUUUAAAAAUAUAUAUAUACAUUCUUGACUCCCAAAUAACAUAUACAAUUCUCCCUGGAGCAAGAUGCAGUUACUAUUAAUUAUUUUUAUAAUUAUUUUGUAUUAAUUAUCAUAUGUUUGUAUUACCUUUAAAAAAUUAUUUUCUUUAAUACCAUGAUUAAAAAAAAAAAGGGGGGGGGGGUGUUAUUUAUAAUAGUCUUUCUUCUUUUCUUUUUUUACUCAUCUUAACUAAAUAUCAAAUGAACCUUUGUCCUUUCUACGAUCCUGGUAAUGAGCAGGUUCAAAAACCUUUUUUUUUUUGCAUUUACCCAUUAGAUUUCUGUAUAAUUCUAUCAGAAAUUCAUAUACCAUUUCUCUGGGAUGAAUAAAUUCCACUAUUCUAGCCUUUCCUCUAAGAUCUAAUUAUUCAUUCAUUCUACUAACUUUGAAACUUCCUCCAUUCUUUUUCCAGUUACAGAACAUAUUUUUCUAGAGAACAUGUGUCUGAAAUUCCACUCACUUGCCAUUCAGUAAUACAAUACCUUGUUUUCUGAGUGAAUUCGAGACUUAUUUGUUUGUAUUCCAAAAUGCAUAACUUUGAAUUUAUCCAUAUUAACUGUCAUAUGGCACCGGCCCACCCAGUCCCUUUCAUUGCCUCAAAUUCUUUGCAAAGUGAUAACAUCUAGGUUGUUUUUUUUUACUACUUUAUCUAACUUUGUAUCCCUUUCAAGACCUUAGAUAUAGCUUUCUUCAAAGUUAACCCUGGAUGAGGUCUGGAAUGUUCUGCUUGCCAAAUAUCAACAAUAUAGAAUUUUACAUUAAAAAAAAUAUCUCUGCAUAUGAAAUGUUUGCCAUUUUCAUAUGAAGGUGUUUUAUUUACUAAAUAUGUUAGAGGUGUUCAAAUGUGGUCUCCCAAAAAUAAACACUUACAGGGUUAUUCGCUAAAGUAAGAAUUCAUGGUGAAUUCAAACCCUCAGGCCCCCCCUCCUGCUGGGCUGAAGGGGUUAAAACCCCUUCAGCUACUUAUUUUAAUCCAGCGCCGGGCUCCCUCAGCGCUGGUGACCUCUCCUCCCACUCCAAAAUCAGCUCCCGAGUGGAGUGGAAUGCGCAUGCACGGCCAGAGCCGUGUGCGCAUUAAAAACGCCCAUAGGAAGUCAUUUCUCAAUUCUUUCCUAUGGACGUUCUGCAUGCUGAAUGCGAUUUUCGCAUUGAGGGUCGCGGAAGCGCCUCUAGCAGCUGUCAGGAAGACAGCCACUAGAGGCUGGAUUAACCCUGCAAUGUAAACAUAGCAGUUUCUCUGAAUAGUCGUUCAUUUCUCUGAAACUGCUAUGUUUACAUCUGAAGGGUUAAAACUUGGGGGGCCUGGCACCCAGACCACUUCAUUGAGCUGAAGUGGUCUGGGUGACCAUAGUGGUCCUUUAAGGUCAUAAUAGCCAAAAUUGAAAAAGUCAGCUGUGCUUUCAGUUCUGCUACUCUGGCCUUAAAUUUGAAAUUCUCUUUGCAGAAUUAUUCACUGAAGUGAGAAUUAAAAUAUUUCACAUCAUAUUUAUUGAUGGCAUGUUCAUUAUGUAUCACUUUCAGGAGAGUAACUGUGAUUUUGUUUGCAGAAAGUGAGUUGAUUGUAAGCUUUGUGGGUCACAUGAAUUCUGUGUAUCUCUACGGCAAGAACAACUAUUAUGGAUGUUAUGAGUUUACUCACUAUGCAGUACUGUGAGUCAAAAUAUAGCACAAAGGGUAUGGAGAAAAACAUUGUUAUACAGCAAGCAUUUACCAAUGUUGCAGCUGACAGAUUAAAUUGUAUUGUGAUAAAAUGUUUUAUUGUGUU
Molecule: messenger RNA, 44723 nt
Organism: Pelobates cultripes (western spadefoot toad)
Lineage: Eukaryota; Metazoa; Chordata; Amphibia; Anura; Pelobatidae
Source: the annotation of a GenBank genome assembly